GUGAAAGGACUGAUGAGUGUGUGUAGUGCAGGAAUCUGUCGGUAAGAUUUUGGCUUUCCUCGGGGGCAUUUGUGGAUUUGUAGCGCGGAAAAUGGACACUCUGAACAAGCUGAAGCAGUUUGACGCCUAUCCCAAAACUCUGGAGGAUUUCCGAGUGAAGACGUGGGGAGGAGCGACCGUGACGAUCAUCAGCGGAGUCAUCAUGUUAAUCCUGUUCGUCUCCGAGCUGCAGUACUAUCUCACUAAAGAGGUCCACCCGGAGCUCUACGUUGACACCACGAGAGGAGACAAGCUGAAGAUCAACAUCGACGUCAUCUUCCCUCACAUGCCCUGCGCCUAUCUCAGUAUAGACGCCAUGGACGUGGCCGGCGAGCAGCAGCUGGACGUGGAGCACAAUCUGUUCAAACAGCGGCUGGAUAAGGAGCUGAAGGCGGUCACCCAGGAGGCGGAGAAACACGAACUGGGAACGGCGGACAACGGCAAAGUGUUCGAUCCCAGCACUCUGGACCCCAACAGAUGUGAGAGCUGCUACGGCGCCGAGACGGAGGACCUCAAGUGCUGCAACACCUGCGACGACGUGCGGGAGGCGUACCGGCGGCGGGGCUGGGCGUUCAAGAGCGCUGACACCAUCGAGCAGUGCAAGAGAGAGGGCUUCACGCAGAAGAUGCAGGAGCAGAAGAACGAAGGCUGCCAGGUGUACGGCUUCCUGGAGGUCAACAAGGUGGCGGGAAACUUCCACUUCGCCCCGGGGAAAAGUUUCCAGCAGUCUCACGUUCACGUACACGACCUACAGAGCUUUGGUUUGGAUAAUAUAAACAUGACCCACCUGAUCAAACACCUGUCGUUCGGUAAAGAUUACCCCGGCAUCGUCAAUCCGCUGGACGGGACGGACGUCACGGCCCCGCAAGCGUCCAUGAUGUACCAGUAUUUUGUGAAAAUUGUUCCAACUAUUUACGUGAAGACGGAUGGAGAAGUGUUAAAAACAAACCAGUUCUCAGUCACCAGACACGAAAAGGUGGCCAACGGGCUGAUCGGAGACCAGGGGCUGCCGGGGGUCUUCGUCCUGUAUGAACUCUCACCCAUGAUGGUGAAAUUCACUGAGAAACACCGGUCCUUCACACACUUCCUGACAGGAGUGUGUGCCAUCAUCGGAGGAGUUUUCACAGUGGCCGGCCUGAUCGACUCGCUCAUCUACCACUCAGCUCGGGCCAUCCAGAAGAAGAUAGAGCUGGGCAAAGCGUCCUAACAGCGCCGCCCGCUGGCCGCCUGCUGCAGCACAGACCGAGACACUGAGCCGGAGGGAGACGGAGGCUGUCCAUCCGCUCCUUCCUCCCUCUCUCGUGGUUUUUUUUAUUUGUUUUGUUUUGUUUUUGUUUUGUUUUCCUUCUGGAAAACCUUCCGGGCCUUUCUGAGCGAUGCGUGGAGCCGAGCCGGACGGCGCUCGGUUUUCCGGGAGCUUCUCGGAGGAGCUUCCUUCCAUCCAGUUUACGUCCGCCGGGGCGAGAGCCGCACUUUGAGAAACGCUUUAGUUCUUCACCUCCUUCAACAAGCCGCCGAUGGCGAAUUCAGCAGAAGUCGGUUUAGCGAUGGGAACUCCUCUCCACCUGCAGGCAGGCUUCCCGUCUCUCCCUCAACAGAUCCCGUCAGAACAAACGGAUGGAUCCUCGCCGGUCCGGAAAAAAAAAGCACAUUUAUCAAGAUGUUUUUGAUCUUUGGUAUAAAUUGGCGAGUUGGUUCUGAAGCAGAGAAACGUCCUGGUUUGUGAUUUCUGGGAUCUGUUGACGUGGAAAACGCCUGCAGGCAGAUCGUGAAACUGACACUGACGGUUCUCAACCUGCGGUUCAGGGACCCCACAUAUCGGUGUCAGUGGAAGUCAGUGGGGCAGUGGUUAGCACUGUCACCUCACGGUCAGGAGACCUGGGUUCAAUUCUGCACAUUAAUACAAGAGUGUUUCCCGCAGCGCUUGGCUUUAAUGUCAAGUUUUGUUUUUUUUCAUAUCCAAAAUCAGAAACAGUUUCAAAAGAGCAACACUUCAUCUGAAAAGAUCAGUGAUAAAUUGCUUCAAAGAAGUUGAUAUUCUUUGAAAUGAAUUAAGUAUUGAGUAAAGAAAUUUAACUCUUUCUGUUUAAAGCCACUUUCUGAAGGAUUAUUUACUUCAUUCUGGUUUGAAGACAUUUAAACUGAAAACUGCAAAUUCCGACUGUCCCAGUUGCACAGGAAGAUGAUUUCUCUGUUUUAAAUUUAUCACACUGAACUUUCAGGCCUAGAAGUCCUCAUUCAGUAAUGAAACUGUGCACUGGAUACAACAGGUAGAAAGGUCUAAAUGAAGGUUGAGUUUUACAGCAUGUUAACAUCUUAUACAUUCACCCAGUGUUCAAAAAAGUUUUUCCUUGAAUAAUGGGAUCAAUGCUUUAGAAAAAAUAAUGCAAUAAACAGUCAAAUAACAAAAAUGAACAAAUCUUUAAAAACAAUAGAUAACUUCAGAAUUUUCUUUUUAAAUGUAAAUAUUGUCUUUCCUCAAAAGAUCAACAGAUUUUGCUUUUUUCCCCAGGAAUAUCCGAAUUCUUCUUAAAAAUUCCAUUUUAAUUAUUAGAAUUUUUUUAAUUUGAUCUAUUCAUUAGUAAAAAGUGUUCAGAGAAAAAGCAAUUUGUCAAAAAAAAAUACCUGUUUGAAAAUUAACUUAUAAUAAUUUAGAUUUUAAAAUCCUACACAAAGUGGCUUUAAAAAGAGUUUUUAUUUCAGUCCUGGACAAAUUCAGAGUUGAAUCAGUGCAAAUUGAAUGAAGCCAAAAGGUCCAGAUGCCAAAACUCCCUUCAGUUUUCUCUGAGAUGUUUCUAGAUUUUCUCUCCAGAUGUUUAAACGGAGCUGCACCACCAAGUAUUCCCCGUUAUUCACGUUCAUGUUUACAGAAAGUCUCGUCUUUGGUAGGAAAGUCUCCCUUUUCUGGGCCUCGGCCUUCAGUCCGAUCAUCAGCAGCUUGAUUUACCUCACUUAGUUUUUGUAAAUAUUGUACAGACAGGAUGAGAAGGAACCGGACGAAGUCUGGAGGUGAAGGGUCAAAGGGCUGCUUUCUUUUCUCCCGUUUGUUCCACACACUCGACCCCUUGGACUGCUCACACACACACACACACACUCACACACUCCUCACCGCGCCCAGACGGUGGAGAAAUUCAGACUUUUCGUGUUUUGACGCCUCGUUUACCGUCGUUUUCAGGAGUUUACCGUCUUUAUUUCAGAAAGACUUGGACGCCGCCUUCAGGUUUUCUGAGUCUGAAUCUUAAAGAGUGUUUUAUUGUGAAAUAUUGGAGGACGAGGAUCAAAUAUCCAGGUUUAACUGAAACUACAGGAACCAGAAUGGCAGUUUAAAAAAAUGUCUGAAUAGGAGGAAUAAAUUGCUACAGAGAUUUUAAAGAAUGACCUAAAUGCUGAAGGAAUUAUUUUUUUUCUUUUUCUGUCACAAGAACAUGGUUUGAAUUAAAGAUGAAAGUCUGAAGAAUGAACUGGAAAUAUAGUUUAAAAGGAGACGAAGUCAAAUCGUCGGCAUAAAAAGUGAAUUGAUGAAAAUGUAAGAAGAAUAAUAAACAGCAAACUGCUGGAGCCUCAAACACACUGAGAGGAGAAGACGACUAAUGAGAGAUUAAAAUCAUAAUCCGCUUCACAAGGAUGCAGGAAAAUGCUGAGAAUAGAUUUAAAACAAAUUAAACAUCAGAUUUUGAGAGUAUGUUUUGCCAUACAGAUAUUUAUUUAAAGAGAACUACAAAUAGACUGUUGUUUCAGUGUUGAGGGGACAAAAAUGUAAAAUUCAAAUUCUGAGAGGAAAAUUAAAAAAAAAAUUUUUUAUGUACGAAAUCAGUAGAAAACUUACAGAACUGAAUUACAGAGAUAAUUAUUCUCAAAGUGAUGAUAAAUACAGCGUAACUUACUGAAGGGAAAAUGUAAAAAAAAAAAAUUAAAAAGUUAUUGCCUUAAAGAUUAAAUAUCAAUGUGAAAAAAAACUCAACUUGUAUUUUAUGUUUCAGACAUGAGAAUGAAAAACAGAA
Salarias fasciatus (jewelled blenny) is the source of this 4040-nucleotide messenger RNA. It is a transcript of the gene ergic3, whose product is annotated as ERGIC and golgi 3. The transcript is spliced from 13 exons. NCBI's taxonomy places the organism in Eukaryota, Metazoa, Chordata, Actinopteri, Blenniiformes, Blenniidae. Gene Ontology annotation, biological process: endoplasmic reticulum to Golgi vesicle-mediated transport; retrograde vesicle-mediated transport, Golgi to endoplasmic reticulum. Gene Ontology annotation, cellular component: COPII-coated ER to Golgi transport vesicle; Golgi membrane; endoplasmic reticulum. The record is from RefSeq and is a predicted model, not a curated record. Bases 92 to 1246 code for a protein of 384 amino acids.